Penicillium manginii is the source of this 1122-nucleotide messenger RNA. RefSeq lists its product as uncharacterized. The transcript is spliced from 4 exons. Lineage: Eukaryota; Fungi; Ascomycota; Eurotiomycetes; Eurotiales; Aspergillaceae. Bases 1 to 1122 code for a protein of 373 amino acids. The record is from RefSeq and is a predicted model, not a curated record.
AUGUCUCCAGCUACAAUCUUUCACGGCCAAAACCAAGGCCCAACGAUUCUAGCAGUCUGCUGGGUUUUGGUACUCAUCCCGGGGUUGGUGUUGGCUCUGCGUAUAUGGUGCAAAACCGCACUGAGUCGAGGGCUGGGCUGGGACGAUUUAGUCGUCAGUCUUGCAUGGCUACUACAACUUAUUUAUACAGUACUUAUCACGAAGGCCAUCCAGUUAGGAGUAAUCGGAAAACAUGUCGAAGCCAUCGAAGACCCAUCUACCAUACCUCCUGCGCUGAAACUAGUCUACAUAUCAUUCGUCAUCGUGAUCAUCGGCUGUGUCCUCAGCAAAACUUCCUUCGCCAUAACGCUCUUGGGAACCGUGACUCGCGUUUGGAUGAAGGCUCUCUUAUGGUUCAUCAUAAUAACUAUGAAUGCGAUCAUGUGGCUUUGUGCAGUCUGUUAUCUGGCCCAGUGCAAGCCAGCAGCUGCUCUGUGGAAUACGAAGCUCAUGGCUACAGCCAAAUGCUGGCCAACCUUUAUCUUUGAAAACAUUGCCCUGACAGCCGGAGCCUAUUCAGGGUGUAUGGAUUUCAUCCUUGCCCUCCUUCCAUGGGCUGUGCUUUGGAAACUCCAAAUGAAGAAACGAGAAAAGUUCGGCAUCGCCGUCGCAAUGAGUCUCGGCGUUUUUGCUGCCGCGACUGCAUUUGUCAAGACAUCAAAGCUGGUCAAUAUUUCAAAAGUCCAAGAUUUCACCUAUUACUGCUCGAGCAUCAUUAUAUGGGCUUCCGCAGAAACAGGCUUAACGAUAUUUGCCGCAUCCAUUCCAGCCCUCCGAAUCCUCCUCGUCCGAAUGCGAUCCACCUUUGACCGAACAGACGAACCCAUAUCGGGAGAUUACAACAUCUCUGCCAAGACUCAUGGCAAGAAUCGAGAUACACACAGUACCGAUCGAUACCACUAUUUUGCUGGUGAGCCCAUUACCCUUCUAGAUCGGGGUGACAACAGCAGCGAAAAAAGCAUACUGGCGAAAACUGGUGGCAUCAAGCAGACGCAGGAAAUUUCGGUGUCAUAUGAGAGGAACAUUUAUGAGGAGCAUAAUGAAAUGAGAAUGGGCGCUGUUAGUCCAGGUCGUACUUUGUGA